Camelina sativa (false flax) is the source of this 1703-nucleotide messenger RNA. RefSeq names its product zinc finger CCCH domain-containing protein 22. The record is from RefSeq and is a predicted model, not a curated record. Gene Ontology annotation, molecular function: nucleic acid binding; metal ion binding. NCBI's taxonomy places the organism in Eukaryota, Viridiplantae, Streptophyta, Magnoliopsida, Brassicales, Brassicaceae.
AGAAGUUUUCUUCUUCUUUUGACAUCUUUUGUCUUCUUCGUCUCUGGCCUUCUCCUCCUCCUCGAGAGAGAAUCAUCUUCCCAUGGCGAGCGAAGAAGACAAAGCCCUUGAAGACCUUCUUGACGUUCAGCUCAAUGAACAAAAAGAAUCUCUUUCCGCCAUCGGCGAAGCCCUAGCUUCUGACCCAUUUAAUCCCGAACUCCUCUCGGUUCAUGAAGAACUUCUCCAAGCAAUCAAGGAGACAGAGGAAGGGCUUUUCCACUUAAAGCGUGCUCGGUUAUUGCAAGAAGCUGAUAUAGUGCUGAAUGGGUUGAGUCGUGAUGCUGGAGAGCAUCUAAAUGAAUUGGAGCCAGAGAAAAAGGAUUUGGAUGGAUCGCAAUGUAGGUUUCGACAUACUGAUGGUCGUUGGUAUAAUGGUCGCAUUAUUGGGUUUGAAGGCUCUGAUACUGCUAAGAUCUCUUUCCUUACACCCACAUCUGAGAGUAUGACGAUGUGCAAGUUUUUCAUGCAACAGAGGUGUCGGUUUGGUAGUUCUUGUCGUUCAUCACAUGGACUAGAUGUGCCGUUAUCUUCUCUAAAGAACUAUGCACAGACUGAGUGGAAAGAAUCGAUGGUAGGCUCCAAGAUUUGGGCCGUUUCUGGCGGUAAAGACGACAUAUGGAGGAAGGCUGAACUUGAAUCAUGGGAUGAUGAGUUACAAGUUGGCGGAAUUGUUUUCAGAGAUGAUGGAAGCUCCGCAAAGCUAGGAUCUGAUGCUAUGGCAUUGUCAGAAUACGCUCAGAUGACUGAUGAUGACGGGGAAGAGGAGGAGGAGAACGAAGAAGGGAGUGGUGAUUCAGAUUCUGGCGAAUCUAUUUCAAGUGAUUAUGAUGAAGAGUCUCCACAAGGCAUAGGCUUUCUAGAAAGCACAAAUCAACCAAGAGGCGUCCAAACUGACACCGCCUUAUUUGCUAAGUGGGAGAAUCACACCAGAGGAAUAGCUUCGAAGAUGAUGGCAAGUAUGGGUUACCGUGAAGGGAUGGGUCUUGGUGCCUCUGGUCAAGGGAUAUUAAAUCCUGUCUUAGUAAAAGUACUUCCAGCAAAGCGGUCGCUGGAUUAUGCUCUUGAGCAUGUUAAAAACGGAGAAGGUAAAAGCGAGAAGCAGAAGAAGAAAAGGAGCAGAGGUGGGAAAAGGAAGCGUGAGAAGAAGUUUGCAGAAGCAGCUAGAGCAGCGAAACAAAAAGAGGAAUCGAAGCCAGAUUUGUUUAGCUUUAUCAACGAACAAAUUUUUCCUAGAAGCCAUGAGAAAGUAAGCAGGAUGGAGUCCGUAAAAAAGAAGCAAAACAGUGGUCCAGUAGACAGGAAAGCUUUGGUUGCAUACCAAGACGAAAUCAAGGACUUGAAGGUGGAACUAAUGAAACUAGAACAGAUGGUCAACAGAAACAAGAAAGAUCAAGUCGUUUCAGAUGCUGCGACAAAAAGACUGAACCAAGUCCGAAAGGCAUUGGCGAGUACACUAGCAUCUCAAGCAGCUGCCUCCAAUGCAGUAGAAAUCAAAGAGAAAGAGAAGAAAUGGCUCAAGUUUUAGAACAUAGAACCUUGCACCAGGUUAACAUAAUUUUCAUGGUUAAACUGUAUGAUUUAUAGCAAACACUGGAACCUUUUGAAUUAUAGUUGCGUUUACAAGCAAAAUGGUAUUCCAUGAAAUACAUGUUGGAGGUAGA